Oncorhynchus tshawytscha (Chinook salmon) is the source of this 3606-nucleotide messenger RNA. It is a transcript of the gene ip6k1, whose product is annotated as inositol hexakisphosphate kinase 1. Gene Ontology annotation, biological process: inositol phosphate biosynthetic process; phosphatidylinositol phosphate biosynthetic process. The coding region runs from base 921 to 2243 and encodes 440 amino acids. NCBI's taxonomy places the organism in Eukaryota, Metazoa, Chordata, Actinopteri, Salmoniformes, Salmonidae. Gene Ontology annotation, cellular component: nucleus; cytoplasm. The transcript is spliced from 7 exons. Gene Ontology annotation, molecular function: inositol hexakisphosphate kinase activity. The record is from RefSeq and is a predicted model, not a curated record.
UAUGAACAAUCUUGGAUUAGUUAUAAAAUGUCUUUGCUAGCGUCAGCCUUACAAUUGAACCAAUCACCGACGAAGGGGCGUUGACUAAGGCUAUCGAACUUCGGCUUGACUACAGAAGAAGAAGAAAAAGAAGAAAAUAAUGUCGUGUGCACGAACAUCCGACAAAAACCGUUACCGAAAACCAAAACCGUUACCGAAGACCAAAACCGUUACCGAAGACCAAAACCGUCACAAAAUGUCGUCAUAAUAUAUGCCGUACCGAACUGUUUUGGAUGCGAAGCAUGCCGUUAUUAGACGGGGAGAGUGACACACACACACAUAUAUAUAUAUAUAUUGUUGCCUGAACUGAGGGACCCGAAUUAGCUAUUGUGCUAAACCGAGUCGCUGCUAACUAGCUAGCUUGUUAUCGUGUGUUUUAGUCAGACAUUUAGCUAGCGUUAGCUAAGGUUUACAGAGUACCUACCACCUGAAUACCCUUUCUCAGGUUGCAAGCACGUCCUAGCUAGUUAGCCAUGUUGACUUGUAGCGAACAUUAACUACAUCGAUUUAAGUCAACAGUAACUAGCUAAAAUGCAGUCACACCGGCUACAAGUUAUCUGCUAACGCGUUAGCUAGCUAAGGUUUAUUUCGGUUCGGGCACAGUAGGCAGGGGUCUGUCCUGUUUGCCCUCCGAUUUGGGUUUUGCUUUCAUCUGUCAAACUGAGGAUUCACAAACCCGGUGGCUGUCGGAGGUGUGACGUCAACGCCCGGUGCUCUUCAUCGAGGAGCCGUGAUCUGAUUGGUCCGUUUGGGUUGCGGCUGGCGGGCUGGCUCCUCCCCCUCCCGGCGGCAGCGUGCGUUCCCAGCUGCCUCCCUGCACCCCACGCUCGCCCGGCCUGCUCGCCCAUGCCCCCGCCACCCCCACCAGGCCCUCCAACGCCAUGUGCCUUCCCCACACCAUGGAAGCAGCAAUGGGGAAGCACGGAGCGAGUCAGGCAGGGUUAGGCCUCGGGGGGCUGGGCCAGGGGGGGCGGCGGUGUGGAGGGGUACCACUAGAGCCCUUCGUACACCAGGUGGGAGGGCACACCAGUAUGAUGCGUUACGACGACCACACGGUGUGUAAACCCCUCAUCAGCCGGGAGCAACGCUUCUACGAGUCGCUGCCUCCGGAGAUGAAGGAGUUCACAGCAGAGUACAAAGGCAUGGUGUUGGUAUGUUUUGAGGGGGAUAUUGACGGAUACAUCAACUUGGUAGCGUACCCGUAUGUGGAGAGCGAGAUCCUGGACCACGAGGACCUACCGGAGAGGGACCAACCCCGGAGAAAACACUCCCGACGGAGCCUCCUCCGCUCCACCUCCGAGAUCAAAGAGGAGAGGCUACCACACGAGAACGACAGCACUGAGAAUCUCCAGGAGCUGAAGAGUCCUCGUCUAGAGCUCCAGAUCUACAGUGAUAUUCCCUUCCAGAUGCUGGAUAACAACAGCGGCCUGGGCUCAGAGAAGAUCAGCCACAACCCCUGGAGCCUCCGCUGUCACAGGCAGCAGCUCAGCCGCAUGAGAUCAGAGUCCAAGGACAGGAAGCUCUACAAGUUUCUGCUCCUGGAGAACGUGGUUCACCUCUUCAGCUACCCGUGCAUCCUGGACCUGAAGAUGGGCACACGGCAGCAUGGGGACGAUGCCUCGGAGGAGAAAGCAGCCAGGCAGAUGCAGAAGUGCGAGCAGAGCACCUCCGCCACCCUGGGGGUUCGUGUCUGUGGGAUGCAGGUGUACCAGAUGGAUACGGGCCACUAUCUGUGCAGGAACAAGUACUACGGCCGCAGCCUGUCCAUCGAGGGCUUCCGCCACGCCCUCCACCAAUACCUGCACAACGGGGCGUCGCUCAGGAAGGACCUGUUUGAGCCCAUGCUGUGUAAGUUACGCAGCCUGAAGGCCAUUCUGGAGAGACAGACCACCUACCGCUUCUACUCAUCCUCCCUGCUAAUCAUCUAUGAGGGGAAGGAGCCUGAGCUGGCCUACCAGCUCCACCAGGAGCCUCUCCAGCCCCUUCCACCCCAGCCCUCAGACCCCCACACCCCCCCUCCACCACUACCACUCCCCUCCAGCCCCAGCAUCAGUGUGGACGUCCGCAUGAUAGACUUUGCCCACAGCACCUUCAAAGGUUUCCGCGACGACCAGACGGUGCACGACGGGCCGGAUCGGGGCUACGUGUUUGGAUUAGAGAGCCUCAUCAAGAUCCUAGAGGGCCUCCGAGAGGAGAACCUGUAGUAGCCGAACCUGGGACUGACGAAUUGGUCUUGUCUCAAAUGGAUGGUACCCCCUAUUCACUAUGUAGUACACUACUUUUGAACAGGGCCCAUAGGGUGUUAACGUCUUCUUUCUCUUUAAUUAUUAUUAUUAUUUUUUAAAUAAAACCCAGGGUGCGUCCAAAAAAGGGAAGCCUUACUCCUAUAAGGAUCUAGUCAAAAGUAGUGUACUAUGUAGGGAAUAGGGUGCCAUUUGGGAUGUACCGAUGAUGGUGGUUCAGGAGAAGACUAACUGACACAUCUUCAGAUGUCCUCCUCUCCCUCAGUGCUACUACCCGCUACCCUGUCCUCAAUGACUCUGUUUUGGAGCAAGAAAAGCACAUUAUCUGUAAUAAGAAACCUGAUGGAGCAGUGAUCUGUAAUGAGGAUCUGAUGGAGCAAUGAUCUGUAAUAAGAAACCUGAUGGAGCAGUAAUCUGUAAUAAGAAGGACCCGCUGGAGCAAUGAUCUGUAAUAAGGAGGGCCUGAUGGAGCAAUGAUCUGUAAUAAGGAGGACCCGGUGGAGCAACAAUCUGUAAUGAGGACCUGAUGGAGCAAUGAUCUGUAAUAAGAGGGGUCUGAUGGAGCAGUGAUCUGUAACGAGGACCUGAUGGAGCAGUGAUCUAUAACGAGGACCUGAUGGAGCAAUGAUCUGUAAUGAGGACCUGGUGGAGCAGUGAUCUGUAAUAAGGACAUGAUGGAGCAAUGAUCUGUAAUGAGAAGGAUCUGAUGAAGCAAUGAUCUGUAAUAAGGACCUGGUGGAGCAAUGAUCUGUAAUAAUAAGGACCUGAUGGAGCAGUGAUCUGUAAUGGGGACAAGAUGGAGCAAUGGUCUGUAAUGAGGAUCUGAUGGAGCAGUGGUCUGUAAUAAGGAUGACUUGAUGGAGAAAUUAUCUGUAAUGAGGACCUGGUGGAGCAGUGAUCUGUAAUGAGGACCUGAUGGAGGAGUGAUCUGUAAUAAGGACCUGAUGGAGCAAUUAUCUGUAAUGAAGGAUCUGAUGAAGCAAUGAUCUGUAAUAAGAAGGACCUGAUUGAGCAAUAAUCUGCAAUUAGGACCUGAUGGAGCAAUGGUCUGUGAUUAGGACCUGAUGGAGCAAUGAUCUGUAGUAAGGACCUGGUGGAGCAAUGAUCUGUAAUGAGGACCUGGUGGAGCAAUGAUCUGUAAUGAGAAGGAUCUGAUGGAGCAAUGAUCUGUAAUGAGAAGGAUCUGAUGGAGCAAUUAUCUGUAAUAAGGACCUGGUGGAGCAAUGAUCUGUAGUAAGGACCUGGUGGAGCAAUGAUCUGUAAUGAGGACCUGGUGGAGCAAUGAUCUGUAAUGAGAAGGAUCUGAUGGAGCAAUGAUCUGUAA